AUGGUCAGGGUUCGGGGAAUAGACGUUCACCCUCCGUUGCUGAACACAUCCUGCGCCUGGGCGUCUGACCUGCAGCAACUCACAGCACUCUAUGAUUGCCUGCAUACGGGCGCCGUGAGCACACGGACAGCAACGUUAUCUGGAUUCAAGGAAGACUCUUCGCAUACUGUAGCAUUUCUAGCUGGCUCGUUGUCGUCGAUCAACUCGUACGGGUACUCACCGCACCCUCUGUCUUCCUAUAUAACAUGGGUGCGAAUGCUCCUCGAACGGGACUCCCUAUCUUCGAAACCCUUCAUUAUCAGCAUCACGGAGUCUGAUCCAGAGUCUCUCCGCAAGAUGAUGACGGCCAUUCAAGAUCUGCGCGCUGCACACCCCUCCUGGCACGCCCGGAUAGCCAUCGAAUUCAACGCGAGCUGUCCAAACAUCAAGGGACACCCGCCUCCUUCCUAUAACUUCUCCAGCCUCUCUCCCUUUCUGGAUAUCUUCGCGGAACACUUCUGGGCUGACCCCACCUUGACAAUUGGUCUCAAGCUACCGCCUUACACCAUAGCCACUCAAUUCGACGACGCCAUCAGUGGUAUUACGACGUACACUCGCCAGCGCGGACCUUCGGGACAAUAUGUGAAUCCACUCGCGUUCCUCACCUGUACAAACACCCUGGGGAAUAGUUUGGUAUUCUCCGAUCAGACUGUCGAUAGUGGGGCGGAUGCAUCAUCCUUUGCACUCCCUCCUGGCAUUGGCGGUCUUGCGGGAGAAGCAAUACACUCGUUAUCUCUUGGGAAUGUGUAUUCCUUCUCACGGUUGCUCACAGAGUCGGCUGAUCCGGCACUGCGGGAGAUCGCCAUCAUCGGCGCUGGCGGUGUUACUUCACCAGAGGCUGUGGCACGCAUGCAUCGCGCUGGGGCAAAGCUUGUCGGAUGUGCAACGCUCCUUGGGGCACUCGGUAUCGCGGCGUUUGCGCACCUCAACAGAGAACAGCUGAAUGCAGCAGUCGAUGGAUCCAGCGACUCCAGCAGGGACAAAGCGACAGGAUCAUGCAUUCGAAGGAGUUGA
Pisolithus orientalis is the source of this 1053-nucleotide messenger RNA. RefSeq lists its product as uncharacterized. Gene Ontology annotation, molecular function: dihydroorotate dehydrogenase activity. Bases 1 to 1053 code for a protein of 350 amino acids. NCBI's taxonomy places the organism in Eukaryota, Fungi, Basidiomycota, Agaricomycetes, Boletales, Pisolithaceae. Gene Ontology annotation, biological process: UMP biosynthetic process; 'de novo' pyrimidine nucleobase biosynthetic process. The record is from RefSeq and is a predicted model, not a curated record. Gene Ontology annotation, cellular component: cytoplasm. The transcript has 2 exons.